AUGCUCCUUAACGUCUCGUCCUCGAUUGAACCACUUUAUGGUUUUCACAGAACAAUCACCACUUCAAUUGCUUCCGAAAACGAUGACUGGAUUCAAUUACUUGAAGAAUCACAAUGCCUCGUCCGUCUUUACUACAAACUACCAGUCCUUGUCUUCGUGGAUCCUUAUGAGCUGGUGAACUACCAGCAUCUAUACACGUUCCAUCAUCAUGGAAACGCGAAUCUAGAGCUCCCAGUGGCUGCUAUGGAUUCGAAUGGGACAUCACUCCUGCUGACCCUCACCUCAGUCGGUCCGCAUGUAGAUGUGAAGGUCCCUAUACAUCUUCGGUACGGCGAAAUCUCACAUUCAAAUUCGGAGGCACAUCGUACCGCGGAGAUUGCAUGGCCGCAUUUGUUUCUAUCAUGCACUUCAUCUGUGCAAAUUCUAAAUGCCUCUCUGAUAUCCUACGACCUGCCUCCUGGAGAGUUUGCGUCAUCGCUAGCAGGGUAUUCUCUGUACGUGACCUCGGAACCCUUCAGAGCCGACCCCGAUGCUCGAUUUAUGGCCGUAGCGGUUCCAGUGGGUCAAUUUGGAGACCUCGCUCAACUCGGAGGCUGGGAAAGCGAGUGA
Lentinula edodes (shiitake mushroom) is the source of this 609-nucleotide messenger RNA. RefSeq names its product PIG-X. Gene Ontology annotation, cellular component: endoplasmic reticulum membrane. Bases 1 to 609 code for a protein of 202 amino acids. Gene Ontology annotation, biological process: GPI anchor biosynthetic process. The transcript has 3 exons. Lineage: Eukaryota; Fungi; Basidiomycota; Agaricomycetes; Agaricales; Omphalotaceae. The record is from RefSeq and is a predicted model, not a curated record.